AUGGACGAGGGCUACAAUACAAGAAAUGAUUUUCAGUUCAUAUCAAUACAAAGCCCUGCAGACGCGAAAGACCGUGAUAAAAGGCGCCAGGCAAGGUCGCACGCCGCCAAGAAAGGCAGACAACAACAGCUUCAGUAUGCGUCUCCAAGAGAUGCAGGCGGCACUUUAGGGCAGACAUUGAUUCCUUGGUCCAUUUUUGCACCGGUAUCGGCUUAUGGCCCUUUCGAGACCCUAAUUGGAGACUCCCCAAAGCUGAGAGCUUUGCUUAGCCAUGAUGCCGCUAGACAAGCCGCAGAGCCUAUAUUCAGUGUCGCCGAUCCUGUCGUUUUCCAAGAUUUUGCUUCCGUCUUCCGUACCGACCUCGACGACCCAGCCCUUUUGAAUGCCGUUAAGCUUACUUUUGCAUUUGCUGUGACUGGAGGAAACAUAGACCAGGAAUGUCUUGAAUAUCAAAACCAAGCGAUGGGUGCAAUCCGCGAAAGAAUGGACUCAUUAGAAUCGGCCUUAUCAUUACCAACCCUAGGCGCUAUCCUGCUCCUUGCCGAUCUAAAUUCAUCCGUCAUGACCGGUUCUAGUCGCAUAGUGGAUCACACUACUUUUGUCGAGCUUCAGUGGAAGCGCGAUCCGUUUGCGUCUACCUAUUUUGUUCUGGCGCCAGGGUUUCAAAGGAUAUCGCACUUGUUCGACGAGGACUUUAUUGAAGUUCUCAAAGACAUCCACGCGCUGCAAUGCGUUCAGGAUCUGCCUCGCUACUCUUGCCAGAAUCCAAUAGAAAUGCUCCGCGUUGAUAACCAGCAGGCAUCUAUUGGAUCCAGACUUGUAGAUCUACCAAAACUUUCUGCUACUAUGGAAGCUUGCUAUUUGGCAGCGUACCUUAGUGCUUGCAUGCUUUGCUGCAAAGUGUGGCGCCACUCCGUGAUGCCUUCUCAUGUUUCUUUGAAACUGUUGCGUAAGCUGCAGGAGUCCAAUGAUGACAUAUUUUGGGAUGAAAAUCCGGAUCUAUUAAUAUGGAUAUCAUACCUAGGUGGCUCAUUCUCUCCAAGGGGAGUAAUACACCUAGAAUAUAACAUCAUAUUAAAAACCAAUCAUAAUUCUAGAUUUAAAGGGUUGUAUCAGUCGCUGGAGGAUUUGUUGGAAAUAUUGCAUCGAUAUAUUUGGUCAGAGAAGGCGUACCGUACGCAACUCGAAGAGUAUUGGAAAGAGAUUCAACUAGAGCUAGUCAAACACCGUGUUGGUAUGCCUGGUUUAUCUCGCUUCCGAGGUACCGAUGAUCAUGUUGCAACCCCUAUGAUGAAAGAGUAUUACAGCCAACGAUCUCAAGUCCCUGGAACCUUAAUCAUCACUGAGGCUGGUAUUAUCUCCCCCGGUGCGGGCGGUUAUCCAAAUGCACCGGGUAUUUGGCGCGAAGAUCAGGUCGCAGCUUGGAAAACGAUCACCGACGAAGUCCACCAAAACGGCUGCUUUAUCAUUUGCCAAAUAUUUCAUGUUGGCCGCGCCGCAGUUCCCGACAUCGCUGAGAAGGAGGGGAUUGAGAUCGUAUCCUCCAGUGCCAUUCCUCACGGAGAAGGUGCCCCCGUGCCACGGGCCCUGACUGUUGAAGAGAUCAAACAGAUUGUGCAUGACUUCGCAACUGCCGCAAAGAAUGCUAUUCGUGCAGGUUUUGAUAGUGUUGAACUUCACGCUGGAAAUGGCUACCUCCUCGACAGCUUCAUCCAAGACGUCAGCAACACUCGUACAGACGAGUAUGGUGGUAGUAUCCAAAACCGGUCUCGUUUUGUAUCCGAAGUCAUGAAAGCCGUUGGCGAUGCCAUUGGACCACAGCGCAUCGGAAUCCGCCUGAGCCCUUGGAGUACAUUUCAGGGAAUGCGGAUGAAAGAACCUAUACCACAGUUUUCAGACGUAAUUAAUAAGGCAAAAGAGUUGGGUCUUGCUUAUAUCCAUUUGAUUGAGCCACGAGUCGCCAAUAGUGAUGACCUAGAUCAUCUAAUUACCGAAAGCUUGGACUUUGCGAUCAACUUAUGGGGCGGACCAAUCCUUUUAGCAGGCGGAUAUAAGCCGGAUAAUGUGCAAAAAACAGUUGAUGAGACAUAUCCCGGCAAAGAUAUCAUGGUUAUGUUCGGUCGAUACUUUGUCGCAAACCCGGACUUGGUGUUCAGAAUAAAAAACAAUUUAAAUCUGAACCAGUAUGACCGCAGCACUUUCUAUGCUGUGAAAAACCCUCAUGGAUAUCUCGACUAUCCUUUUAGCUCUGAAUUUCUCGCUAAUACCAAAGUGUAA
Molecule: messenger RNA, 2277 nt
Organism: Trichoderma virens Gv29-8
Lineage: Eukaryota; Fungi; Ascomycota; Sordariomycetes; Hypocreales; Hypocreaceae
Exons: 6
Coding region: 1-2277 (758 amino acids)
Molecular function (GO): FMN binding; NADPH dehydrogenase activity
Source: RefSeq, a predicted model, not a curated record